This is a messenger RNA of Alosa sapidissima (American shad), 607 nucleotides long. It is a transcript of the gene rpl11, whose product is annotated as ribosomal protein L11. NCBI's taxonomy places the organism in Eukaryota, Metazoa, Chordata, Actinopteri, Clupeiformes, Clupeidae. Gene Ontology annotation, cellular component: cytosolic large ribosomal subunit; ribosome. The record is from RefSeq and is a predicted model, not a curated record. The coding region runs from base 16 to 552 and encodes 178 amino acids. Gene Ontology annotation, biological process: translation. The transcript has 6 exons. Gene Ontology annotation, molecular function: structural constituent of ribosome; RNA binding.
UUCAAGUCGUCAAACAUGGCGGACCAGGGUGAGAAGAAGGAGAACCCCAUGAAGGAGCUGCGAAUCCGCAAGCUCUGCCUGAACAUCUGUGUGGGUGAGAGCGGAGACAGACUGACCAGGGCCGCUAAGGUGCUGGAGCAGCUCACGGGGCAGACUCCCGUCUUCUCCAAGGCCCGCUACACUGUGCGAUCAUUUGGUAUCCGUAGAAACGAAAAGAUUGCGGUCCACUGCACCGUCCGUGGUGCUAAAGCUGAGGAGAUCCUGGAGAAGGGUCUCAAGGUUCGUGAGUACGAGUUGAGGAAGAACAAUUUCUCUGACACCGGCAACUUCGGCUUUGGCAUCCAGGAGCACAUCGAUCUGGGUAUUAAGUAUGAUCCCAGCAUUGGAAUCUACGGCUUGGACUUCUACGUGGUUAUGGGCAGACCUGGCUUCAGCAUUGCCGAUAAGAAACGCAAGAAGGGCCGCAUUGGCUUCAAGCACCGCAUCCGCAAGGAGGAGGCCAUGCGCUGGUUCCAGCAGAAGUAUGAUGGCAUCAUCCUCCCCGGGAAGUAGUGGACCAUCGUUUUUGAUCUUGUUUAUAUCAAACAAAUAAAAAAAAGAAAACCCA